Molecule: messenger RNA, 642 nt
Organism: Penicillium brasilianum
Lineage: Eukaryota; Fungi; Ascomycota; Eurotiomycetes; Eurotiales; Aspergillaceae
Source: the annotation of a GenBank genome assembly
AUGGUCUACUAUUUCACCUCCAGCGUGGUCUCUCCCUCCGCCUUCAUCUACGUCGGCAAGGACAAGUUUGAGAAUGAGGACUUGAUCAAGUUUGGACUGGAUCACGAUGUCUGGUUCCAUGUUGAUAAUCUAUCGAGUGCGCACGUCUAUCUUCGUCUCCGCGACGGCGAGACGUGGGAAAAUAUUCCUGAACCUCUCCUCGAAGACUGCGCCCAACUUACGAAAGCGAACUCGAUCGACGGGAACAAAAAGGACAACAUCACUAUAAUCUACACACCCUGGUCAAACCUCCAAAAAGACGGUUCAAUGGCUGUGGGCCAGGUCUCCUUCCACAACCCCAAGCUAGUCAAGAAGGUCCUCGUCCGAGUCCGCGAGAACCCCAUCGUCAAUCGUUUGAACAAGACCCGCGUCGAGAAAUUCCCCGAUCUCCGCGCUGAAAAGGAAGAAUUCUUGAAGAAGAAGCGGCACGAUGAGCGCAAGUUGCGAGAGCAGCAGCAAACCAGGGAUAAACAGGAGAAGCGUGAGCGUGAACAGCUCAAGUGGCAGAAGGACCACGCGUACGACGACAUGUUUAGCGCGGAGAAUGUGGAGGCUAGCAGCAACCAGGAUCGUGAUGCAGACUUUUUGGACGAUUUUAUGUGA